This is a messenger RNA of Portunus trituberculatus (swimming crab), 2664 nucleotides long. Its product is annotated as tyrosine-protein phosphatase non-receptor type 2-like. The record is from RefSeq and is a predicted model, not a curated record. The transcript has 11 exons. Gene Ontology annotation, molecular function: protein tyrosine phosphatase activity. Lineage: Eukaryota; Metazoa; Arthropoda; Malacostraca; Decapoda; Portunidae. Bases 50 to 1444 code for a protein of 464 amino acids. Gene Ontology annotation, biological process: protein dephosphorylation.
AAGGCAAGGAAGAAGGAUUGUUUGGGUGACAUGUCGAGCGUCUCACAAAAUGACGGACUCCGCACAAAUUGAGGCAAUAGAGAAGGAAUACAAGGACAUAGAGGAUUCUAGAGUUUGGAAUCAAGUGUAUCAGAGGAUACGAGAUGAAGGAACUUUUGACCUGUCAUGUACUGAGGCAAGAAAGUCGGUCAAUAGGAACUUGAAUCGUUACCGAGAUGUUCUGCCAUAUGACAGCACCAGAAUAGUUCUCAAAGACACAAAUACUGACUAUAUAAAUGCAUCCCUUGUAAAGGCAGAAUGUGUGAAUCGGUCAUAUGUUCUGGCACAGGGGCCUUUGUCUCACACAACUCCACAUUUCUGGCUUAUGAUAUGGCAGCAGAAAAUUAAGGGUGUUAUCAUGCUCAACAAAAUAAUAGAAAAGAAUCAGAUAAAAUGUCACCAAUACUGGCCUCUUGGAGAGAGUGAGGGAGGUGAAGACUCUAUCAUUUUCUCGACUGUAGGCCUUAAGGUGGACCUCCUUAGUGUGUCACGGCAUACUCAUUAUAACUACAGUACUUUAAGGUUAACAAAAACAUCAUCAGGUGAAAAUCGCCUGAUCUUACAUUUUCACUACACAACCUGGCCAGAUUUUGGUGUUCCUCAAUCUCCUGAAGCAUUUUACAAGUUCCUAAAUGUUGUUAGAGCAAGUGGUGUGUUGGAACCUGAUGUUGGUCCAGCAGUGGUUCACUGCUCAGCAGGAAUUGGCAGAUCAGGAACUUUUUGCCUCGUGGACACCAUUCUCAUGAUGUUGAGCAAAGGCCUGUGUGGAUCUGGUCAGGGGAAGGUGGUGGAUGUAUUGAUGGACAUGAGGCGGCAACGAAUGGGCCUCAUCCAGACACAUGACCAACUGAGGUUUUCAUAUCAAGCAAUUGUUUAUGGUGCACACAAGCUUGUUGAAGUAAAUGGAAAGGAUCCUUGUGAAGAAAGCAGCAGUGAGGAGCCAUCCUUGGCAGAUGAGUCACCUCCUCAGCCUCCACCUCGCACAGACUCCCUCACCCGCUCCAUGAUAGAGAGUCAAUUAACACAAGAGCUUCAAGAUGGCACUGGUACAGACACAGCCCCAGAAGAUGAUGAAGAGGACUUUGAUGAAGAUAGCAGAGGAAGUGCUCCAGGAAGGCCAUUACCUGAACCUCCCCAGUCUGAUGGUUCUGGCCCUGAUACUUCUCUAUCUCCCUCUCCUGACCAUAAUAAUGCCAUGUGUAGUGAAGCUGAUGUCCGAAGGCGUAAACGAAUGGAGCAGAAGGUGGCAACAGCAGCCAAGGUCAAGGCGAUGCAGGAGCGGCAGAGAGCCAACGAGCUGUGGCAUGAAAAAAAGAGGGGAUGGCACUUGGAUUGUUCUCCCGCGGAGCAACUCGUGCAUUACACACAAGUCCAGCAGAAGUGGGGCAGAGGAGACUCCUGCUAAACGGGUUCGUUUGUAACACUGAAAGAUUGAUUAUUGAAUUUAGUGAUGACAUUUAUACAUGAAGAAUAUAAUGAAGUGUGUUAUUUCAUGAACUACAUCAACAACAUAUAGAAGCUAGCUAGGUCUUUCAGAUAAUGAUAGUCUGACUGAUCUUUUUUUAAAUCUGAAUCUUGAAUAUGACAUUUUGAAUCAUGACUCCUUCAUCAGAAAGCAGUUUAAAGCCUUAUGUACUGCCUUUCCUUGAAUUAUUCAGUGAACUAUAGCACAACGUUACAUAAUAAGAAGUGGAUUUAGCAUAAUAUGAAGCACAGUAAAGUCAUGGUAUAGGUAUAGUUUUAAAAAUUAUAAUGAGAUAACUGAUCUACAGUGAAAUAGUCAACAUUUGUAUCACCUUCCUCUGAAGAAAAUUAUCUUCGGAAUGUAUCUUUAUGAAUUUGUCAAAUCUCUGAUGAGUAUUAACAAUGCCCCCAUAAAAGCAAAGUCAGUUGUGUACACAUUUGAUCUGUGGUCUUAGAUUUAGUUUACUGUGUGUAAAUACUGUAUUUUCCUAGAGAGAGAGAAAAAAAAAAAAAAAAGGUGGAAGCACGGGUUUCAUUGAGGCUCAUUUUCCUCUUACUAUGGGCAUGUUAUUAUCCAUCUUGGAAAAUCAUAACCAUUCUGUUUUUUUUUUUUUUUUUUUUUUUGAAACUUUUGAAUAUAACAUUAGUAGAACUGUUUUUAAUCAUUCCUCAAUUCAGAAUUGAACAUAAGACUGACAAAGCAGCAUCCAGUCUACAAGUAAAGCUAUGAUAUUCUCAACAGAAUGUUAUUACCAUUUUUAAGGGCUUUAAUGAUUUUUCUUCCUUAGGUGUUUCAAAAAACAUCAUUAGCUUUAUCUUCUUCAUUAUAACAAGAUUCUAGCACUCCUUCCUAUUGUAACUCCACAUAUAGAAUUUUCCUUUGCCCAAAGUAAUGCUGAUAUGGAUGACCUAUAUUAUUUCCAGAAACUUAUUUAUAAUGUUGUUUCUGUCUCUUUUAAUGUGGUUAUUAUUCAUUUUGUAUGAUUUUAUAUGUUAAGGGCAAAACAAAUAUUUUAUAGCCUCUAGUAGGUAGGAAUGUCUACUUAUAAAAAGGAGGCAAGUCAGAAAAACAGAAAAAAAAAUAGGAGUCAAACCAGAGCAUUGUAGAUUUAUACAGCUUUACCCAAUGGUAUGACAGAAGAAUAAACCCUAGAAGCCCUG